Messenger RNA from Drosophila santomea, 808 nucleotides. RefSeq names its product phenoloxidase-activating factor 2. The record is from RefSeq and is a predicted model, not a curated record. Lineage: Eukaryota; Metazoa; Arthropoda; Insecta; Diptera; Drosophilidae. Gene Ontology annotation, biological process: proteolysis. The coding region runs from base 23 to 808 and encodes 261 amino acids. Gene Ontology annotation, molecular function: serine-type endopeptidase activity. The transcript has a single exon.
AUCCCCCCAAAACAAUGUUUCAAUGGAAGCAUUGCCCCCAAAAGACUUCGAGCCUAAAACAAAUGAUGAUGGACACGAUAAGCAGCCAAAGCCUGGUCAAUAUCCCUGGGUGGUAGCCAUCAUUUACAAAGGAGUUUACUGGGCGGGUGGAUCCCUUAUUCACCCAAAAGUGGUCCUAACAGCAGCUCACAUCAUGCUGAACAUAGUCGCUAAUGAAAUUGUUGUUAGGGCCGGCGAGUUUGACAUGAACUCCACAAAUGAAAUCUUUCAACAUGAGGAGCGCAAUGUGGAGAGGCUUUUGAGACAUGAAGGAUUCGUUUAUGAGACAGGUGCCAAUGACUUGGCGCUUAUUUUCGUAAAAACGUCGUUCGAAUUAAAGGACCACAUUGGAGUUAUUUCGCUACCAAACCCGCAAACGUCGUUCGAGGGACGUCGCUGCACGGCAGUCGGUUGGGAAAAGGAGAGCUCCCAGCAACGAAACCUUGCGGGAAUCAUGAGGCAAGUUGAGUUACCCAUUGUGGACAGGGCGACAUGCGAGGAUCAGUUAAAAAAAAACAAAAUGGGCAGAAACUUUCAUCUUGCUCAGAGCCUGAUUUGCGCUGGAGGUGAACGGGACCGGGAUAUCUGCUUUGGCAGUGGAGGUUCUGCAUUGUUCUGCCCCCUCGGAGGAGAGACUCCACAUGCCUAUGUACAGGUUGGGAUCGUAGUCUGGGGCAUGGAGUGUGGAUUAAACGACAUCCCGGGAACCUAUACAAAUGUGGCAAUGUUCAAAAGUUGGAUUGAUCAAAGGCUGAUACUCUUUGCCUAA